Molecule: messenger RNA, 810 nt
Organism: Ogataea angusta
Lineage: Eukaryota; Fungi; Ascomycota; Pichiomycetes; Pichiales; Pichiaceae
Exons: 1
Coding region: 1-810 (269 amino acids)
Source: RefSeq, a predicted model, not a curated record
AUGCCAGUUUUCGAAUCGCCUGCCGUUUACGUCCAGAGCUCGCUCACGACGUUGGCUACCUACUUUAUCUCUCAUGCUUAUUUGAGAGAGCUUUUGGACGUCCAUAUAACGGAUGCCAACUUUCUUCCUCUUUCUGCGCCCAACAGGGCUUUCUACAUUAGAAGAGACAACGACAGAAGACAAGUUCUUGUCAAUGUCUUCAACGAGAACGGCGAGAAGGUGUACAUUUUCCAAAGAGAAAGUGCCUUAAAUCCUACCUGGUCUCUGCGCACUCUUCCCUCGUACAGAGAGAUUGCGACAAUCCGUUGUGGCUUUUUCUUGAAAUCGCUUGACUUCCACAACAAGCCAGGACUGCAGCACAGAGUGAUCAAUAGCGAGUCUGGCUUGAGCGGUAGACUGAGAACGUUCUACCUGAACGACGGCCACAAGUACGGAUGGACCAGAAACUCCAAGUUUUUGGAGAAGUUCACCAACCCGGGAGGCAACGACGAGGAAGUCAGAGAGAGAGUCGCCAAGGUGAGACUCAUGAGACAGAGAAAGUUCGACUACGAGCUGACUUUGGACGACACCAAAGUGGACCCGGAAGUCGCCAUGGCUACCGCGUUUGUGGCCAUGAUGACCUUCUGGGGUUUGGGUGACAUCACCGAGACCGUGGGUCCUACUCUUUUGGUGAAGAGUAAGGAGGAGAGCGCGCCGGCUGCUCCAGCCGUCGUGGAAUCUCCAAAAGUCGACGCCGUCAGAUCAGGACCAAACAUCACCUUGGUCAUGGACGCCGACAACGACGCGGACUUGAUAAUCGAAAAAGCAUAG